This is a messenger RNA of Leucoraja erinaceus (little skate), 3531 nucleotides long. RefSeq lists its product as uncharacterized. Gene Ontology annotation, biological process: regulation of bone resorption; regulation of actin cytoskeleton organization; regulation of osteoclast development. NCBI's taxonomy places the organism in Eukaryota, Metazoa, Chordata, Chondrichthyes, Rajiformes, Rajidae. The transcript is spliced from 4 exons. Gene Ontology annotation, cellular component: plasma membrane. The record is from RefSeq and is a predicted model, not a curated record. Bases 24 to 1058 code for a protein of 344 amino acids.
GACACCACACUGAAGUGUUUGCGAUGCCCUCUAUCCGGGUCUGUCUCUGCUCGGCCCUGCUCUCGGUGUCAGUCCUGGGUUACAAUUUUUCGUCCAAUGGUUGGACAAUAUCUGGUGCUGAUGAGCUGUCUGCGAUGGAAGGGGCCAACGCUGUUUUGCCGUGUACAUUCACGCACCCACCCACUGAUCGCAUCCUCACCGGCUCCGUGCUGUGGCACAAGAGAAAAUCCGGGGUUGAGAGCGUUGUUUUUAACUGUACAUAUCCCGGUCCCGGCCGCUCCCUUUGCGAUGAAGUGACACAGGAGGCCGGAGGGAGCCGGUGCAGAUUCGUAGGGAACCUCAGACAGAGGGAUGUCUCGAUAAUGGUGGGGCGACUGAGCCGGGAGGACGAUGGUGCUACGUUUCGGUGCCAAGUGGACCUCAAUAUUGGAUCCUUCCACACUGUGGUCCCAACACGCCUGACUGUGAUAUCUUCCGGCGAGAAUGUCUCAGUGGUGACUGGGACUGAGGGGGCUUCGGCUACGUUAUCAUGUGUGUUCCCACCGCCUCCGCUCAAGCACGCCCCUCUCGCGGUCACAUGGAUGAGGAAGGAUCCCUACCGACACAUCGUCACGUUCAGACCCCAAGCUGAUGGAUCCUGGGCGGCGGAGAACGGAGCAACUCGGUUCGAGCUGGUCGGCAACCCAGAGCGCGGAAACGCCUCAACCUGGAUAAAGCAGCUGAGGGUGGACGACAGUCACGACUACUUGUGUCUCGUGCCGAUCAGGAAACCGGAGGCAAAAUACCUUUAUAUUUUAUACCCUCCGUUUAUUCAUCAGUACCAGCGUGAGCUCCGGCUGCGGGUCACACCCGUCACACAGGUUGCCCCCAUUGUGAUCUUGUGUAUUCCGCUUGGAUUGAAAACCUUUGCCCUGUUAGUGAUGUCUUUCAUUUAUUGUAGUGCCAAACUCAGGUAUGUAACAUUAUGCAUUCCUUUCCCUCUAAGUAACAGAGAACCAGUUUGUGCUUUUAGUUUAGUUCCGUUUAAAAUACAGUGCGGAAACAGGCCUGUUGAGUGAGAGCCGGCCAGCGAUCUUCGCACACUACUAACACCGUCCUGCAUACACUAAGGAUAAUUCACAAUUAUAUCAAGCCAAUUAGCCGGCAACCCUCUACGAUUUUGGAGAGUGGGAGGAAACCGGACUCUGAGAAAAUCCACGCUGGUCACAGGGAGAACGUACAUAGAAACAUAGAAACAUAGAAAUUAGGUGCAGGAGUAGGCCAUUCGGCCCUUCGAGCCUGCACCGCCAUUCAAUAUGAUCAUGGCAGAUCAUCCAACUCAGUAUCCCGUACCUGCCUUCUCUCCAUACCCCCUGAUCCCCUUAGCCACAAGGGCCACAUCUAACUCCCUCUUAAAUAUAGCCAAUGAACUGGCCUCAACUACCCUCUGUGGCAGAGAGUUCCAGAGAUUCACCACUCUCUGUGUGAAAAAAGUUCUUCUCAUCUCGGUUUUAAAGGAUUUCCCCCUUAACCUUAAGCUGUGACCCCUUGUCCUGGACUUCACUAACAUCGGGAACAAUCUUCCUGCAUCUAGCCUGUCCAACCGCUUAAGAAUUUAGUAAGUUUCUAUAAGAUCCCCUCUCAAUCUCCUAGGUUCUAGAGAGUAUAAACCAAGUCUAUCCAGUCUUUCUUCAUAAGACAGUCCUGACAUCCCAGGAAUCAGUCUGGUGAACCGUCUCUGCACUCCCUCUAUGGCAAUAAUGUCCUUCCUCAGAUUUGGAGACUAAAACUGUACGCAAUACUCCAGGUGUGGUCUCACCAAGACCCUGUACAACUGCAGUAGAACCUCCCUGCUCCUAUACUCAAAUCAUUUUGCAAUGAAAUCUAACAUACCAUUCGCUUUCUUUACUGCCUGCUGCACCUGCAUGCCUACCUUCAAUGACUGGUGUACCAUGACACCCAGGUCUCGCUGCAUCUCCCACUUUCCCAAUCGGCCACCAUUUAGAUAAUAGUCUGCUUUCCCGUUUUUGCCACCAAAAUGGAUAACCUCACAUUGAUCCACAUUAUACUGCAUCUGCCAACAUUUGCCCACUCACCCAGCCUAUCCAAGUCACCUUGCAGUCUCCUAGCAUCCUCCUCACAGCUAACAAUGCCCCCCAGCUUAGUGUCGUCCGCAAACUUGGAGAUAUUGCCUUCAAUUCCCUCAUCCAGAUCAUUAAUCUAUAUUGUAAAUAGCUGGGGUCCCAGCACUAAGCAUUGCGGUACCCCACUAGUCACUGCCUGCCAUUGUGAAAAGGACCCGUUUACUCCUACUCUUUGCUUCCUGUUUGCCAGCCAGUUCUCUAUCCACAUCAAUACUGAACCCCCAAUGCCUUGUGCUUUAAGUUUGUAUACUAAUCUCUUAUGUGGGACCUUCUCGAAAACCUUCUGGAAGUCCAGAUACGCCACAUCCACUGGUUCUCCCCUAUCCACGCUACUAGUUACAUCCUCGAAAAAUUCUAUAAGAUUCGUCAGACAUGAUUUACCUUUCGUAAAUCCAUGCUGACUUUGUCCAAUGAUUUCACCACUUUCCAAAUGUGCUGCUAUCCCAUCUUUAAUAACUGACUCUAGCAGUUUCCCCACUACCGAUGUUAGACUAACUGGUCUGUCAUUCCCCAUUUUCUCUCUCCCUCCCAUCUUAAAAAGUGGGGUUACGUUUGCUACCCGCCAAUCUUCAGGAACUACUCCAGAAUCUAAAGAGUUUUGAAAGAUUAUUACUAAUGCAUCCACUAUUUCUGGAGCUACUUCCUUAAGUACUCUGGGAUGCAGCCUAUGUGGCCCUGGGGAUUUACCGGCCUUUAAUCCAUUCAAUUUACCCAACACCACUUCCCGGCUAACCUGGAUUUCACUCAAUUCCUCCAACUCCUUUGACCCGCGGUCCCCUGCUAUUUCCGGCAAAUUAUUUAUGUCUUCCUUAGUGAAGGCGGAACCAAAGUAGUUAUUCAAUUGGUCCGCCAUAUCCUUGUUCCCCAUGAUCAACUCACCUGUUUCUGACUGGGACCUACAUUUGUUUUAACUAAUCUCUUUCUUUUCACAUAUCUAUAAAAACUUUUGCAGUCAGUUUUUAUGUUCCCUGCCAGUUUUCUUUCAUAAUCUAUUUUCCCUUUGCUAAUUAAGCCCUUUGUCCUCCUCUGCUGGUCUUUGAAUUUCUCCCAGUCCUCCGGUAUGCUGCUUUUUCUGGAUAAUGUGUACGCAUCAUCCUUCGCUUUGAUACUAUCCCUGAUUUCCCUUGUUAUCCAUGGAUGUACUACCUUCCCUGAUUUAUUCUUUUGCCAAACUGCUAUGAACAAGUUUUGUAGUUCAUCCAUGCAGCCUUUAAAUGUCUUCCAUUGCAUAUCCACCGUCAACCCUUUUAGAAUUAAUUGCCAGUCAAUCUUGGCCAAUUCACGUCUCAUACCCUCAAAGUUACCUUUCUUUAAGUUCAGAACCAUUGUUUCUGAAUUAACAAUGUCACUCUCCAUCCCAAUGAAGAACUCAACCAUAUUAUGGUCACUCUUGCCCAAGGGGGCACGU